AGUAUUACCGCUCUUAUAAAUACAAACCAAAGCAUGGCGAACAUGACAGUGCACACACUAUCGAGAGGGAAUUCAUCUGAACAUCUUCUUUCACAUGGAGAAGAAGAUGGAAGCUACAUUCCCACCCGUCACAGAUCUAAGGAGCGGUUUCAAUCCAGCUUCCAGAACCUUCCACAGCCUCAAAUCACCACUUCUUCUCCCUCCUCCCAACGCUGCCAUCUCCGCCGCUUCCUACGUCCUCUUUCUCCGUCGCAACUCGCACUUUCCGGACUCCUCAACCGCCGUUGUCGACUCCGCCAACGGCCACACCCUCUCCUACGGCGAACUCAUCCACCGCGCUGAGAACCUAGCGGCCAACCUCGCCACAGUUCUCAAACUGUCAAAAGCCCACACCGCGCUCGUUCUCUCCCCUAACAUCAUCCAAGUUCCGAUCCUCUGCUUCGCCCUCCUCUCCCUCGGCGUGGUCGUCUCCCCCGCGAACCCUCUUUCCACGCGCUCCGAGAUCACGCGCCUCUUCCACCUCAGCAAACCCGCCAUCGUCUUCGCAGUGACUUCAAACGCAGAAACAACACGCGAGUUCCAUGUCCGUACGGUCCUCCUCGACUCGCCUGAGUUCGACUCGCUCACCAGGACAAAGAUACAGCCUCUAAGUCCAACCGCGUCCCCCACGCCGGUGACUCAGUCCGACGUGGCAGCGAUUCUGUACUCUUCCGGCACGACGGGAAAGAUGAAGGGCGUUAUGCUUACUCACCGCAACCUAACCGCAGUAGCCGCGGGAUACGACACGGUCCGCACGAAGCGCGCGGAGCCCGCGGUGUACCUCUAUACGGUGCCGUAUUUCCACGUUUACGGUUUCACCUUCAGCCUGGGGGCGAUGGUGCUGUCGGAUACGGUGGUGAUAAUGGAGAGGUUCAGUUUUAGGGGCAUGCUGAGCGCCGCGGAGAGGUUCCGAGUGACGCACAUUACGGUGGUGCCGGCACUGGUAGUAGCUAUGACGAAGGACAAAGUGAUAGACGGAUACAAUUUGACGUCUUUGGAAGGGAUCGUUUGCGGUGGCGCUCCACUGAGGAAGGAAACCGAUGAAGCUUUCAAAGCCAAGUUCCCCAAGGUCCUCGUCAUGCAGGGAUACGGUUUAACUGAAUCUGUGGUAACCCGAACCACUCCCGAGGAAGCUAAUCACGUGGGAACGGUGGGUAGACUGAAACCAGACAUAGAAGCAAAAGUUGUUAACCCACAAACAGGGAAACUCAUGUUUCCCGGUGAAAAGGGGGAACUAUGGAUCAAAGGACCUUAUGUUAUGAAAGGUUAUGUUGAUGAUCCAGAAGCAACUUCAGCAACUUUGGUGAAUGGAUGGUUAAGGACUGGAGACCUUUGUUAUUUCGAUAAUGAUGGUUUUUUAUAUAUUGUUGAUAGGUUAAAAGAGUUGAUCAAAUACAAGGGCUACCAGGUUGCUCCAGCAGAGCUAGAAGAGUUGCUCCUAUCUCAUCCAGAUAUACUUGAUGCUGCAGUUAUUCCAUACCCUGACAAUGAAGCAGGCGAAGUGCCCAUGGCGUUUGUUGUGAGACAACCUCAAAGUUCCCUUGGCGUAGCACAAGUUAUUGAUUUUGUUGCCAAACAGGUUACACCAUACAAGAAAGUAAGGCGUGUAGCAUUUGUUGAUUCCAUUCCCAAGAAUGCUUCAGGAAAGAUUCUGAGAAAGGAUUUAAGAAAAGUUGCGCUCUCUAAGUUAUAAUGCCUCAUUUAUUUUAAUUUAUUUUAUCGAAAGUGAUGCAU
This is a messenger RNA of Vigna radiata var. radiata (mung bean), 1773 nucleotides long. RefSeq names its product 4-coumarate--CoA ligase-like 9. Gene Ontology annotation, molecular function: CoA-ligase activity. Bases 95 to 1732 code for a protein of 545 amino acids. The record is from RefSeq and is a predicted model, not a curated record. NCBI's taxonomy places the organism in Eukaryota, Viridiplantae, Streptophyta, Magnoliopsida, Fabales, Fabaceae. The transcript has 6 exons.